Parasteatoda tepidariorum (common house spider) is the source of this 594-nucleotide messenger RNA. RefSeq lists its product as uncharacterized. NCBI's taxonomy places the organism in Eukaryota, Metazoa, Arthropoda, Arachnida, Araneae, Theridiidae. The record is from RefSeq and is a predicted model, not a curated record.
AUGACAUCAUUUGGAACAACACAAAUUGUUCAUAAUGAUGAUGGUCGUAAUUUUGAAUCUACAUUUAAUAUUCAAGUUCAAGUGUACCACCAAAUUGGUUCAUUGCUUCCAAUGCCUAAAGUCCAUCCAAAAUUCUUACAAAUUUACUUUAUGGUCGAUGAGGAGCAACAAAAUCAUACACGAGGCGUAUACAACCAUAUAGAGCAGAUGGAGGAACGAGAAAUUGUGGACAUUUUGGAAACGUUCUUGCAAAACCAUAACCAUUUGAUACAAUUGUUCAAGACUCUUUCCAACAGACUGCAAAACGACAACUACGCCAAUGUUAUUAAAGCAGACAAAGUGCCCUAUGGAGAGCACGCAGGCGCAUAUAAUGUUCCAACUGUUAAUGAAGUUGCAGUUGUUGUGGCUGGUGACCCAUGUGAACGUCGAGAUAUUCGCAUACAACGCAGAGAUAAUACAAUACAAAUAAUUCAAGACAAUCAUCGUUCUUACGACGCACUGCAAUAUCCGUUGAUAUUUUGGGAAGGAGAAGAUAGAUAUCAUUUAAAUAUUAAACAAAGGAAUCCAACAAGCUCAACUUAUAGAUUAUUUUAG